Ctenopharyngodon idella (grass carp) is the source of this 4753-nucleotide messenger RNA. RefSeq names its product protein kinase cGMP-dependent 1b (gene prkg1b). Lineage: Eukaryota; Metazoa; Chordata; Actinopteri; Cypriniformes; Xenocyprididae. The transcript has 18 exons. Gene Ontology annotation, molecular function: cGMP-dependent protein kinase activity; ATP binding. Gene Ontology annotation, biological process: protein phosphorylation. The record is from RefSeq and is a predicted model, not a curated record. Bases 337 to 2391 code for a protein of 684 amino acids.
CGUCAGGGAUCCACGAGCAUGCUGCUCUCACUGCGCGCUCAUGGCGUUCCACUCGCGCUCGACGCGCUCCACAGCUGCGACUGACGUAUUUGGACAAAAAAUUAAUGCCCUGUGAAACUUCGUCUCCCGAAUGUGAUGUCUGCUGACGCCGUGGGUGUUUCCCCGUUCAUUCCUCCGGUAUAAGUAAUCUGAAAGCACGCCGGUGGAUUGGCGCGGCGAAUUUUGGAGACGUUGUCACGGAACAUACGAGCAAAAGCGGUUUGUCUUAAUUUCAUGACCGAAAACUGACCGUUCGCCAAGUUGGUAACGGCUGCGGAUCAUUAACUGUGGGGAGAAAUGGGCACUUUACGCGAUCUCCAGUACGCGUUACAGGAGAAGAUUGAAGAAUUGAGACAGAGAGACGCGCUUAUUGAUGAACUGGAGUUGGAGCUGGACCAGAAAGAUGAACUCAUCCAGAAGCUUCAGAAUGAGUUAGACAAAUACCGAUCAGUUAUAAGACCGGCAACGCAACAGGUCCACAAGCAGAGUGUCCUUCAAGAGCAGCAGAGGACCAAGAGACAGGCGAUCUCAGCCGAACCUACAGCCUUUGAUAUUCACGACCUCAGUCAUGUCACCCUGCCUUUCUACCCAAAGAGCCCACAGUCUAAAGAACUAAUCAAAGAGGCCAUUCUUGACAAUGACUUCAUGAAGAACCUGGAGCUGUCUCAGAUUCAGGAGAUUGUGGACUGCAUGUACCCCGUGGAGUAUGAUAAAGAAAGUUGUAUCAUCAAAGAAGGCGAUGUGGGCUCUCUGGUCUAUGUCAUGGAAGAUGGCAGGGUGGAGGUGACCAAGGAGGGCAUGAAACUCUGCACCAUGGGACCGGGGAAAGUGUUCGGAGAGCUCGCCAUCCUCUACAACUGCACCAGGACUGCUACGGUACAGACCCUCACAAAUGUGAAGUUAUGGGCCAUCGACCGCCAGUGUUUCCAGACCAUCAUGAUGAGGACCGGACUCAUCAAGCAUGCAGAGUACAUGGAGUUCCUGAAGAGCGUUCCGACAUUCCAAGGCCUUCCAGAAGAAAUACUCAGCAAGCUAGCAGAUGUGCUGGAGGAGACUCACUACAGUGAUGGAGAGUACAUUAUUAGACAAGGUGCCAGAGGGGACACGUUCUUUAUCAUUAGCAAAGGAAAGGUGAACGUGACUCGAGAAGAUCAACCCAAUGGGACCCCUGUCUAUCUGCGAGCAUUAGGGAAAGGAGACUGGUUUGGAGAAAAAGCCCUUCAAGGAGAAGACAUCAGAACAGCUAAUGUCAUCGCCGCUGAAGCUGUCACCUGCCUCGUCAUCGACAGAGACUCCUUCAAGCACUUGAUUGGAGGCCUGGACGACGUCUCAAACAAAGGCUAUGAUGAUGCUGGCGCCAAAGCAAAAUACGAGGCGGAGAAUGCCUUCUUCUCCAACCUGAAGCUGGUGGACUUCAACAUCAUCGACACCUUGGGAGUUGGAGGAUUUGGAAGAGUUGAACUGGUACAGCUCAAGAGUGAAGAGACCAAAACAUUUGCAAUGAAGAUUCUGAAAAAGCGUCACAUCGUGGAUACACGGCAACAGGAGCACAUCCGCUCUGAGAAACAUAUCAUGCAGGAGGCUCAUUCGGACUUCAUUGUAAGGUUGUACAGGACUUUCAAAGACAGCAAAUAUCUGUACAUGUUGAUGGAAGCCUGUCUAGGAGGAGAGCUUUGGACCAUUCUUAGAGACAGAGGAUCAUUUGAAGACUCCACUACACGGUUUUAUACAGCCUGUGUGGUUGAAGCAUUCGCUUACCUGCAUUCCAAGGGAAUAAUCUACCGUGAUUUAAAGCCAGAAAAUCUCAUUCUGGAUCACAGAGGAUAUGCUAAGCUUGUGGACUUUGGCUUUGCUAAAAAGAUUGGAUUUGGGAAAAAAACAUGGACUUUCUGUGGAACACCGGAGUAUGUAGCCCCAGAGAUCAUUCUUAAUAAAGGCCAUGACAUCUCAGCAGACUACUGGUCAUUGGGAAUUCUUAUGUAUGAACUCUUGACUGGAAGCCCACCAUUCUCAGGACCAGAUCCAAUGAAGACAUAUAAUAUCAUUUUAAGAGGAAUCGACAUGAUAGAAUUUCCAAAGAAGAUCACCAAAAAUGCAGGCAAUCUAAUUAAAAAACUAUGCAGGGACAAUCCGUCUGAGAGGCUAGGAAACUUGAAAAAUGGAGUCAAAGAUAUCCAAAAGCACAAAUGGUUUGAAGGCUUUAACUGGGAAGGACUGCGCAAAGGAACUCUCACACCUCCAAUUAUUCCUGAUGUUGCAAGCCCAACUGACACCAGUAACUUUGAUAGCUUUCCUGAGGACAACGAGGACCCUCCCCCAGAUGACAAUUCCGGCUGGGACACUGAUUUCUAAAACUGAAACUCGUAACACGCCCCGCCCUGGAGUGUCCUGUAUGGUUCGUCAGCCUGAGGGUGCGAUCGAAGAGGAGAAUGGAAGACGUCUAGCCCAGCUCUGUGACACCAAGUUGCCUUCGCCCAUGCUUCUGUCCUGCGGUGCCACUGGGGGCGUCCCAGCUCCCCCGCCGCACCCCAUGACUCCCAUAACUGUCCUGAUAAUAAAGACUGGAGUUCAUAUUUGACCUCAGAUAUGGACUCGUUCUGGCACUUCAUAUUUUUUUCUGUGCUUAUGUUUGACUGAUUGCACAAGCAGCAUUUGCAGGUUUUGUGUCUGGGGUCCUCAAAAUAGAAUCAAAGUAGAGACAGGACUGUGAUCUGGGCUGAGUAUUGAUAAUGUUUCUAAGAUGCAUAUUAAGAAGGAUUUUAGUUUGCGGUUACUUUUAAUUGUGUGACAUAUUUGUGUGUAAAAUACAUUUGGAACAGAAGCACACCAAUGUCACAUACUUGAAAAGAUUCUGUAGUGGAUAUAGAUUGAUUGAUUUUAGAUAUAAUUAAAUUCAUUUCCAUGUUGUCCUUUUUUAUGUAUACUCCUUUUAAAGGGAUAAUGCACCCAAAAAUAAAACCUCUGUCAGACUUAUGUAAUUCCAAACCUGUAUGUUUUUCUUACUUCUGCAGAGCACAGAAGAUAUUUUGAAGAAUGUUGGUAACAAAUCAGUUUCGGUUCUCAUUGACUUCAAUUAUAUGUGAAAAAAAUACAAAGGAAGUCAAUGGGAACGAAAACCAACAUUCUUCAAAAUAUUUUCAUUUGAGUUCCAUGGAAAAAAAGAAAGUCAUACUGGUUUGGAAUGACAUGAGUGUGAGUAAAUAAUGACAGAAUUUUCAAUUUUGGAUGGACUGUCCAUUUAAAUUUUUAUUCAGAAUUUUCUUCUAAAAGGUUUCUAGACUGGAUAUUUUUUUAUUUGUAGUAUGGAAAACUGAAUGUUUUUGAAGGUUCUGAAUGUUGUUUUGGGAAACACUUCCAUCAUUAAUGAAUAACUAAACAGGAACAAAUGAGUAACGCAAGUGUUGUGACUCAAGUUUUACUACAUCAUUCUAAAGGAAUUACUUAGCUUUUGAGGUUAUAGUAAGGUUUUAGUAAAAACUCAAGUGUUACUACAUCCUUCUAAAGGAAUUACUGGCCAUUUGGAUCAGUAUUCUAAGGUAAAGAUCAUGGUAACCCACUAGUAAUGACUGAAGUGUUGACAAAUCCAUCAGAAAGAAUCCAAAACCUUAUAAAAAUCUCAAAAGUUUACAAUGACUUCAGUCAGUACUAUAGAGUUAUCAUGCUUUUCACUUUAGAAUACUGUUCCAAAUAAUUAGUAAUACCUUUAUAAGGAUGUAGUAACACUUAAAUCAUUACUAGUGGGUUACCAUUAUCCUCACUUUAGAAUUAAUUAUAUAUUAUGCAUUAUUCACAUUAAUUAUGAAUCUGUACUUCUUAGUAGUCCUCUGGAAGGUAUGAAAAAAUAGCAGUUAUUGAUUAGCUACCUCAUUUAACCGAGCACUAUUACUCUCUAAUUCGUUAAUUAGAGUUUUUUGUUAGUUACAAUAAUGUUAAUAUUGUGCUACUGAUUUGUUUCUGUGUAGUUAUUGAUUAAUGACGGAACAGUAUUCUAAUGUGUUACCGUUGUUGUUUAAAUCUACUCAAAUAUUGAAUCAGACUCAAUACAGUGUGUGCACCACUAGAGGGCAGGCUUUUUACUAAAAUACACACUGUACUUCUCUAGUGGAUGGGCUGUCAAGUCACAGCUUCCCAGAUAAAAUGUGAGUAAGAUCAGGAUUGUUUAUGAAGUUACAUAAUCAGCUCUAUUAUUGAUACCAGACAUACAUUUCUUCCGUCUUUUUCACCAAUCAUAUUCAUGACUCUACCUGACUCAUUUAAACAAUGAUGAGAAGACUGCCUGUGGUCUAUAAUAGCUUGAACACAAAGUGCUGUGCUGGAAAACCAAUUACGUAAUCUUAUUUAUUGUAGGACCAGGGGUAAAUAUUUAUGUAUAUAUAUAUAUACAUAUAUACAGUGGUAAUAUUUUUGUGAUAUUUGUAGAGAUUUAUUGUCAGAGUAAAACCAGUCCUAUUGCUUAGGAUUUUUUUUUAGCUGUUUUAGUUGUCCUCUGUUAUCUUUACUUUUCAAGAUGGAUAUUCUGUGCUCACCAUAUAGCUUUUGGCAUUAUUGAAAGUGCCUUAAAACAAUGGCAUUCAGAAUUCACCCUGCUUGUUUUGAUGCUGCACGGCUAGGUCAGACACCUCAAAUGUUCUUCUUAAUCAGUUGUGGCUUUUUUUUAAAGGUACAGAGAUUUAUAUCCCUUUUUCUUACAAUAAAAGCAUCUUUCAAAGUAAUA